Austrofundulus limnaeus is the source of this 1123-nucleotide messenger RNA. RefSeq names its product activating signal cointegrator 1 complex subunit 2 homolog. Bases 1 to 843 code for a protein of 280 amino acids. The record is from RefSeq and is a predicted model, not a curated record. The transcript is spliced from 2 exons. NCBI's taxonomy places the organism in Eukaryota, Metazoa, Chordata, Actinopteri, Cyprinodontiformes, Rivulidae.
AUGGAUUAUGAGCAGCAGCUAAAAGAUCUACAGCUUCAUCUGAAGGAGCUUCAGCAGAAGCUGAAAAAGCAUCAGCAGAAGCUGAACGAACCACAACACCAGCCAAAGCCACUUCAGCAGCAGCCAAAGGAACCCCAGCAGCCAAAGCCUCCUCAAAAGCAGCCAAAGGAACCCCAGCAACAGCCAAAACCAUCUCAGCAGCAGCCAAAACCGCCCCAGAAGGAGCUAUCAGAUCCUCAGCAGCAGCCAAAACUGCCUCAGCAGCAGCCAAAGGAAUCCCAGCAGGAGCCAAAGGAGCCUCAGCGGGAGCUAAAAACUCCUCAGCGAAAACUGACAACCGCUCAGCAAAAACUUCAAGAAUUUCAGCAACAGCUAAAUAAACUCUACCAGCAGCUAAAAGAUCUUCAGCGUCAUCUGAAGGAGCAUCAGCAAAAGCAGAAAAAGCUUCAACAGAAGCAGAAAAAGCAUCAGCAGAAGCUGAACGAACCACAUCACCAGCCAAAGUCACUUCAGCAGCAGUCAAAGGAACCCCAGCAGCCAAAGCCUCCUCAAAAGCAGCCAAAGGAACCCCAGCAGCCAAAACCGCCUCAGCAGCAGCCAAAACCACCUCAAGCCCUCCAUCAGCAGGAGCUAAAUGAUCCUCAGCAGCAGCCAAAACACCCUCAAAAGCAGCCAAAGAAACCACAGCAGCAGCCCAAACCGUCUCAAAAACAGCCAAAGAAACCUCAUCAGCAGYCAAAGAAAGCCAUGCAGGAGGUCCACCCAAACCUGCAGGAGGUCCAUCAGAACCUGCAGGAGGUCCUGCUGGAGCAGGACCGGCGCSCAGGCWGGAGAGAUCGAUGAGGUCAGGUGGUGGARUCCAUCCUGGUCCAGCUGAUGGGAAAUAAGAUGAGAACAUGAAUGUGUUAAUAUUUCUCAUAUCUGACAGCUGAGAACAAUCAGCUACAAUCAUUACUGAAGUCAGAAACAAUUGUUUACAAUCUAAACCUGUCAGGAGCAAAACCACACAGACUUUAUGACCAGUUUCACUCUGAGAGUCAACACAGUUAUAAAAAAAUGUUCAUGCCACAUUUUGAUGGCUAUUUAAACGGUUUGCAAGGAAACUUUUAAAUAAGAAAAAAAA